Lachnellula hyalina is the source of this 2232-nucleotide messenger RNA. Its product is annotated as Serine/threonine-protein kinase. The record is from RefSeq and is a predicted model, not a curated record. Bases 1 to 2232 code for a protein of 743 amino acids. The transcript is spliced from 2 exons. Gene Ontology annotation, biological process: protein phosphorylation; intracellular signal transduction. Gene Ontology annotation, molecular function: protein serine/threonine kinase activity; ATP binding. Lineage: Eukaryota; Fungi; Ascomycota; Leotiomycetes; Helotiales; Lachnaceae. Gene Ontology annotation, cellular component: cell cortex.
AUGUCCAAUCCCGAUCCCAUGACUCCAGACACACGACGACACAAACCAUUCACAGCGGAAGAUGAAAGGUCAGCGCAAUGGAAUCCCCAGCUGGUGAAUCGGUGUGGUGCAGAAGGAAAUGCAGGCAUCUCCAUAUCCUCUCCACCAGCAGCAAUCCCCUCAUUAGCAACCUCAAUUUUUCACUCGAACACGAUAGCACCGUCGCCGCCACCAACGACGUCCUCUUCUGCGAAUAAUACGAGUCUCACUCCUCUAAAUACUACCCCCCGUCUCGAAAGUCACAGCCAGACCUCCAGUCCAUUGAGCGCGGGCCUGCGAAUUCAAACCGACGUGAUUCCCAACCCCAACUAUACAGUGACGGCAGCAAGUGCCGAUAAUACUGAGCGGAUAUCGACCGAUUUGAGACGAAAGCCCUCGAAAUCUGCGAAUAUUCCCAUAAAGCCUAUUGCGCGGACGCCGAGUAUUAAGAACAUAUUGGCAAGCAGCGUGGGAAGCAUCUCGAACUUCGGCUCUGCCCCGAACUCUGCCUUAUCUUCUCCUAUGUUAAGUGCUAUGGCAGACGUAACCCCUCUGCCUUCACCACUUAUGACGGGCGAUUCCCCUGGUCCCUGGAGGAAGUUAGACGCCCGACCUUCCUCCAGCGACCUCAUGGUUCCUAUAAGCGCAAACUCGGCGCUGGUCACGGCGAAUGGCGAGUCUGUAUCUCAAGCUAUAGCAAAUCAGUCGAAACGGCGCGCAUACCAGGGACUGUUAAGCGGUGCCCCGGAGUCUGGUCAUAAUGUGCACAUGAACCAGCACAAGAAUACCGAGGGACAUACGAGGAACCGCAGUCUCAGCGAAUAUGUUCCAGAAGCUACGCAGGUACUCAGAACUCGGCAUAUUACAGUCUCUGGCUCGCAUGUACCUGUUCUGGAGCCCGGUCCAGACUCAAUUUUGUCUUUAGAUGGCCAGAUGCGAAGGGAACCCCACCUUGCGGUGCAAAGAGGUCUUGCGCCUAUUCCUCGGCCCCCAACUCCACCUUCAAGUCGGACUGGAGGGGAAAGUAGUGAUAGUGAUUCUUCAUUAACAACCGCAAGACUCCCUAAAGUGAACAAGAAGUCCCGCUGCGAAUAUUUCGCGGCGUAUACCCGGGAUGACUCGAAAAAGAGGAAAUGGGGGGCGGUAAAGGUUCUAGGGCAAGGCACAUUCAGCAAGGUGGUGCUUGCGACAAGUCAAGUUCCGGAUGAAGACGACCGUAUAGACGAAAAUGAUGUUUUUGGGCAAAAAAUGGAUGGAAUAGAUUCCCCAAUCCCAACAGAACCCAAAAUCGACCGGAAGAAACUUGUUGCGAUCAAGAUUUGCGAACAUGGUCCUAAGGGCGGGGCCUCUGAAGAGCGCGUCGAGAUGUCCUUGAAGCGGGAGUUGGAAAUAAUGAAAUCGAUAUCUCAUCCUUCGCUAGUGCAUCUCAAAGCCUGGAACAUAGAAGAAACGCGCGCAAUUUUAGUGUUAAGCUAUUGUCCUGGAGGCGACCUCUUUGAUGUCGCCAGCCAACACCGGGACCUGCUUGUGCCGGGGUUACUAAGGAGAAUGUUUGCGGAACUUGUGGGAGCUGUUCAGUAUUUACAUGAGCGGCAUAUUGUGCACCGGGAUAUCAAGCUCGAGAAUGUCCUGGUCAACCUCCCACAACACGAACUAUCUCGUCAACUUGACUGGACUACAUACCCUUAUUCUAUCAUCACUCUCACAGAUCUCGGUCUUUCCCGUCGGGUAGUUGAUGAUGAGAAACUGACCACACGCUGCGGAUCCGAUGACUACGCAGCCCCUGAAGUGAUCAUGGGCCAGCCAUAUGACGGCCGCGCUACGGACGCUUGGUCGCUCGGCGUCCUUCUAUACGCUUUGUUAGAAAGCAGAUUACCAUUCGACCCGAACCCAGGAAUGUCUGAAGGACAAAAAAUGCGUAGUCGCACGAGUCACCGCAUCGCCCGCGUGGAAUGGUGUUGGAUCGAAUUCGCGGGCGACGAAGGAGACCAUGAAGGAGACCCUGAGAAAUUCAUCAAGAAGGAUUUACUAGGGGCUAUGAUCGUCACCGAAGGUCUUCUGAAACGUGCGAGAAGUCGAUGGACGAUGGAGAAAGUCGCACAAGAACCGUGGGUUAGAGAUGGGAUUGUGGUUGAGGGUGGCGUGAAGUUUCGCGAGGAGGAUAUUCCAGAGGAGGUCCUUCCGCAUGAUGAGGGUGUGUUGAGUUCGUUAUAG